GAGACUCAGUUCAAGCGCCGCCUGUAAUCCAUGGUCAUUCGAGGAACAGUGGCCUAACCUAAGAUACGCAACAGCAUCGCACAUUUCCGAAGUCAUUGCUCACCUGGAAGUUUGUUCAUGUGUACAGCAUUUGCGACUCGACCUUAAUUUUACCGGGGAAAUGCCGCCACAAAUGGAAUACCAUUGCGAAGAGACACGGAUACCAUCUGUCUGCGGGUCACAGGACGAGAGUUUGGAUCCGGUCCUCACCUGUAUGUUAGUUGGGGAUGGUGCCGUCGGAAAAACCAGUAUGAUUGUGAGUUACACCACUAAUGGCUAUCCUACGGAAUAUCGGCAGACGGCUUUUGACGUCUUCUCCGUACUGGUCCAAGUGGAUGGGGUGCCUGUACGAAUACAGCUCAUGGACACUGCAGGGCAGGAGGAGUUUGACGGCUUUCGCUCACUGUCCUACUCCCACAUCGACGUCUUCAUCCUCUGCUUCAGUGUAGUGAACCCCACCUCCUUCCAGAACGUCACCAAGAUCUGGGUCCCGGAGAUCCGAGCGCACAACCCUUCCUCGCCCAUCGUCCUCGUGGGCACCCAGGCGGACCUGCGAUUCGACGUCAACGUCCUGAUCGACCUGGAUGCCCGGGGGGUGAAGCCUGUCCAGGUGUCGAGCGCCCGCGGCGUGGCAGAUAAAAUCCGGGCGGCGGGAUAUGUGGAGUGCUCAGCGCUGACUCAGAAGAAUCUGAAGGAGGCCUUCGACACCGCCAUUUUUGCUGCCGUUAAGCACAAGGCUCGCAAGGCCAAGAAGAGGCUAUCGAGGCGCUCCAAAGCCUUCUCCAAGUACGCCUGGAGGAAGUUCUUCUGUUUUGUUUGAGGCGUGCGGUGGACGCAAAUCAAAAACUCGUUAACGCGCUAAUUUAUUAAGGCCUUGGAGCCAUUUUGAGGGUGGGUCGAGGCCUAGCGUUCUCUCAGUGAAGGACACGGAGUACACGGAAUGUGUUGGGGAGCUCCACCAUUUUGUGACAGGAUGGUUAUGGUGUUGUAAAUGCUGGAUUCCGAUUGGACAAAGAGCAUGCAGGGAGGUACUUUCUUUUGCUCCAUUAGCAGUGGCCUGUUUGUUUGUGGACUGAACCGAGCGUAAAUGUUGCGAAAUACCUUGAUUGACUGCCAUCUUUAUGAUGUUGACAUCAUUUGCCUGAUGAUGAUUUGGUUAGCCAAAAAGGGGGCGUGGAUUUGGAAUGGCCAAUCAUUACUGAAAACCCAAUCUCAGAUGAGACAUUGUGGAUUCAAUGUAGAGUCUGCACCACUUUUUUUAAAUGGGUGCAGCCUACCUUAAAUAUUCAGUUUAGAACACCACCUCUGAAUUUGCAUUGCCUGGAUUGCUGCCUAUUACCAAGGUGUGAGAGAAGAGGCCCUCAAAACAAUAGGGCAAUACUGGCUCUUUCACAAUCCACUCACAGCUGUUUGGCCAGACUAAAUCAUUCAUAUGUAUGAAUUAACAAGAGGUGCCAGGCUUUCUGCCUCCAAGAGUCAAUGCCCUUGAUGCUUUUCAACUGAUCUAUUUAAUCUGACCCCCACAUUCUAUUCAUCCUGAGUAGACACUAUAACCACUAACUCACAUAAUGUGUUUCUUAUCCAACUGAAACUGGUUUGGUGAUUGCGGUUUUCACUCUGAAGCAAUGGUAAUCUCAGAGUAAAUAAUGUACAGGAGCAGAUCAGGCAUGAGAGAUCAUCAUCCACAGACUACACAGGGCUAAUCCUGUAAAGGAGCUUAAUAUCCAGAAAUUACACUGGGUCAGUGAAAGAGAAGCUGUUUUUGAGCCACAGAUUUUUAUGUUUUAUAUAUGACAAACCAGGUCAGCAACCCAGGGAAAUGCACUAUCCAAUAUCUCUAUGUAAGUGCUAUUUUUAUGCUUCUUGUGGAAGCUUUGUUUGAAACUGCCUUUGAAUCCAGUGCUGUUUGUUUUUAACAGUUUUUCAGAAGUUAGAUACUGACAUGGCAAACAUGAGACCACUUCACAUCCACCGCAAGUUAAAUAUGCUGAGGUGUUUCUGAUGAGUAUUUUGUUUGUUUUGAUAUUUUAACCCUAACCCAUAGUCUCUGUAUGUCACCUUGACAGCUGUUUGUACAAUGCAACAUUGAACAAUAAAUUGUGACAUGA
Conger conger (European conger) is the source of this 2147-nucleotide messenger RNA. RefSeq names its product rho-related GTP-binding protein RhoV-like. Gene Ontology annotation, biological process: small GTPase-mediated signal transduction. The transcript has 3 exons. Gene Ontology annotation, molecular function: GTP binding; GTPase activity. Lineage: Eukaryota; Metazoa; Chordata; Actinopteri; Anguilliformes; Congridae. The record is from RefSeq and is a predicted model, not a curated record. Bases 161 to 859 code for a protein of 232 amino acids.